AUGCCUGCGGACUCUAGAAGGAAAGGGAGGCGUCGUACACGUACUCCCUCGCCUUCUAAUACUCUGAACGAGAUUUUGAAGAGACUACAAGAUCUGGAGGAACGGGCACGCGGGAGCGAGCUUCUAUCUGCUUCGGUGGUAACCCCGGAGCCCUGCCGAGCUCUCACUAUGCCAAGCACGCCACUGCCAGCUGUGGAGCCUGCCACAACACCUGCCUGCGCACCCCCAGCUUCUGCACAAGACGUCGCUGCCACAUCGACGCCUGCGGGGAACGACGCAAAAAGCGUUGCAGAACGCUUCCUAGACGCUAUCAUCCAAUUCCCGGUUGCGAUGAAGAUCAAGACCAAGAUGGUGCUGAUCCAUCAUCAAGGACUGAUGAGGACCGCGAGGACGCUGCCAUGUCAGGAGAGGCCGUGU
Molecule: messenger RNA, 417 nt
Organism: Brenthis ino (lesser marbled fritillary)
Lineage: Eukaryota; Metazoa; Arthropoda; Insecta; Lepidoptera; Nymphalidae
Source: the annotation of a GenBank genome assembly